AUGGGAAAAUCAAAGCCGGCAUGUUUCAGGAUCAUCGGCUGCGGGGGUGAUUCUGUCGAGCAUGACGAUCUCCAAACUCCCGAAUGUGUUACAGAGGCCAAUGUGGAUUUGGUUUUCCUUGUUGCUGUAGUUGCUUUUUUGGGUUCAUUUACUGGUGCAUCCUUUGAAAUGUCUAGUAGGCUUAUAAUUGAGCAGAAAGAAGAGAAGACCAUAGAAAUUCUGCAGAAAGAAGAGACGGCCACAGAAAUUCUGCAGAAAGAAGAGAAGACCACAGAAAUUCCGCAGAAAGAAGAGAAGACCACUGAAAUUCUGCAGAAAGAAGAGAGGAUUGAGUUGCCUUGCCUUGUCAGUCAAGCAUCCAGAGAGAAUGACUUGGGAGCAGAUGCACCUCCUGAUGAGCACUGUAUUAUUUUAAUCCAGACUGCUGUUAGGGGGCUGCUGGCUCGACGAUAUCUGUUGAAGCAAAAAAGUGCAACCAAAUUGCAAGCUGUUGUCAGAGGACACAUAGUUCGCAGCCAUGCAGUGGGAACUCUUCGGUGUGUACAAGCCAUCAUUAAAAUGCAAGCUCUUGUUAGAGCACACCAUCCCCGUUUACAGAAUAAGAAAGAAGCCAAAGCAAGUCAGCCACACACUUAUGUAUCCAUUGAGAAGCUUCUUAGUAAUGCCUUUGCUCGUCAGCUCAUGGAAGCUUCACCAAGGACCAAACCUACGAACAUCAAGUGUGACCCCUCAAAACCUGACUCAGCUUGGACAUGGCUGGAGAGAUGGAUGUCUGUUUCAUCAGUGAGCAAUGAAGAGCCACAUGAGACUGAAGCAGUGGUGGAGAAACAAAAGGAUAAUCUUGGACAUCCUGGUCGCAACGAAGAGUACCCUUCAGUUCAAAUAAUUCCUUUGUCAACAGAUUCUGAAUCUUGUUUGAAUGCAUCAGAUGAUGUUUCCAAUGAUAACAAGAUGACAAAAUAUGAUGCAAGCAUCUUAGACGUCCAUCUGCAGAAUAGUGAUCAAUCAGAUCCAAAAUGUGAGAUGCAAGAAUCUUCUCCCGCUGAGAUAAAAAAGACAGAUUUGGUUGAUGUUAUGGAAGAGUCACAAAAUGAGGAAGUACAAAAUGAGGUGAUGGAGGUGGAUUAUUUUCUCAAAAAAGAGGAAACAGGAAUUGUUCAGGAAGCACCUGAUUGCGAAAAGUUUUCCAGCAUGCAACCUGAAACAGAGGUGAAACUUAUUUCAAGAAAGGCAAGUAAUCCUGCUUUCAUUGCUGCACAGUCAAAAUUUGAAGAACUGAGCUUGGCUGCCCCAUCUGCAAAACUAGACACUUCCUCAGGUCAGGAUCCUGGAAUUGAAUCUAGUUUGGACAAGGUUUCUUCUGCAAAUCAAGAUCAACUAUUCAGGUCUGGGGACAAAGACAGUGGAGUAGUUGGCCACCCCACUUCCAAUGCUUCCGCAGUUCAACUAGGUAGCUCUGAGUAUGGGACUGAACUUUCCACGUAUUCAACUCUAGAUUCACCAGAUAGGUCAGAAGAGGCUAGAGUCAGGGACAGUGAAACGAAAAGAAACGUUUCAGAUGAGACUGAUGCCCCAAGAAAUGGAGAGAAUUUAAAACUUGAGGCUAAAUCUGUUGUUCUGGAAACUGAUCCUUCAUCCAAUAACACUACCAAGUUGGAGAGAAAUGGAAGUGUUGACUCAGUUUCUGAAGAAUCUCUUAAUUCUUGCGUACCAGCAGAUACACCACAGCUGGAAAAGCCAGAAGAUCUGAAACAAUCUGAAACAAGCCACCGGGGAAACAAAUCAUCACCUGAAGCUUCUCCCAGAAAAAAUGGAGCUACCCCUGAACUUCUAGCAACCCCUUCCAGCCAAGGGUCUGUUAAACGGAAGAAAAGUAAAGGUGAAAAAAGUCAGUCCAAUCGCAAGAGUAAGCCUUUAUCAGAUGAUAAAAAUCCCUCAAAUCAUACUCCAGGCUCUGCUUCUAGAAGUAGCUUGGAUCAGUUACAGGAGCAUAAAUCAGGAAAUAGGCGAAACUCCAUCUGGUUCGCAAAACCGGAUCAUAAGGAACAGGAUCCAAGAGAUAGUAGUAGCAGGAAUUCUCUACCAAGCUACAUGCAAGCUACUGAAUCUGCAAGAGCCAAGACUACAGCAAAUGGUUCUCCAAGAUCAAGUCCUGAUGUCCAUGACAAGGAGAUCUACAUAAAGAAGAGACACUCACUACCUGGUACUGAUGAAAGGCAAGGAUCUCCUCGUAUUCAUCGUUCACUGUCACAAACACAACAGAACACAAAGGGAAAUGCAAGCCAUUCUCCUCAAGGUAUUGUUAAUAUUCAUGCCAGUUGCGAUAUUACUAGUUUUCCUCAGGCUGGAAAGCAUUCUCAGGUCUCAUUAGAUUGCUCAUAUUUUAAGUUUCUAGUUAUGCCAACAACCUAG
This is a messenger RNA of Salvia hispanica, 2412 nucleotides long. The record is from RefSeq and is a predicted model, not a curated record. Lineage: Eukaryota; Viridiplantae; Streptophyta; Magnoliopsida; Lamiales; Lamiaceae.